Messenger RNA from Leptomonas pyrrhocoris, 245 nucleotides. RefSeq lists its product as hypothetical. The transcript has a single exon. The coding region runs from base 84 to 245 and encodes 53 amino acids. Lineage: Eukaryota; Euglenozoa; Kinetoplastea; Trypanosomatida; Trypanosomatidae. The record is from RefSeq and is a predicted model, not a curated record.
AGAUUCUACCACCCUCUAUACGACCAAUACAACUCUGCCCUUUCUCCACCUCUUCCUUUUUUUCCUUUUAAUACCCUUUAACCAUGCCCGCCAAGCAGCACCACGAGGAAGACGACAACGUGCCUCCGCGCGAUGAGGCCGAGCGCCGCGCCGCAGAGUACGAGGACGCCCACCACGAGCGUUCCGGUGCGAAGAAGGUCAUUGACACCCCCAGCCACCAGGGCAAGCCGAAGUCGGUGCGCUAA